Molecule: messenger RNA, 1677 nt
Organism: Tarenaya hassleriana
Lineage: Eukaryota; Viridiplantae; Streptophyta; Magnoliopsida; Brassicales; Cleomaceae
Product: 3'-5' exoribonuclease 1-like
Exons: 5
Coding region: 166-1410 (414 amino acids)
Biological process (GO): exonucleolytic trimming to generate mature 3'-end of 5.8S rRNA from tricistronic rRNA transcript (SSU-rRNA, 5.8S rRNA, LSU-rRNA)
Molecular function (GO): nucleic acid binding; zinc ion binding; 3'-5'-RNA exonuclease activity
Source: RefSeq, a predicted model, not a curated record
AGUUUCGGUUUUCUCUAGUCUCUACCUCUAGGCGAAUAACUUGCGCUUCUCUCUCUUCUCUUUCCCGUCUCCCUGUGCGGUCUCUGGAAUUCGCACCAGGGGUUGGUUCAAGAGGAGCCGAUCUCAUGUACUUGUUGGCGGAUCUUAGGUACAAUCAAGGUCCCAAUGGCCGCACUUGAAAACAAAGUAACUUUGCAAAGGAGCUCGGAGGCAUCCUUUAAAUGCUUCCAGACCCAUGGAUUUCAUCAGAAUGUGCAAUCUAACAUGAAUGUGGCAACAGUUGCCUCUGGUCUCAAAGAUGAAUUCUGUUCUCACCCUGGUGAAGUGGUAGACCGUGCUCAGCAGAUAAGCAAUGGGUUUUUGGAACAUGCAAAUAAAUUUUACAGUAAACCAACCCUUGUGCAUGAUUCUGGUAGCUGGUCAUCCUUCUAUCCCGAACCUCCUAAGAUGCCACAGUACCAGAUGGAUGCCUAUGGGAACCAGUGCUUUCCUGUCACAAUAGAACCGCAACUUCAGUAUGUGCCGUACAAUGUGUGCGCUCAAGGUCACCCCUACAAUAUCCAAUAUCAAGACUUUCAGUACUUUGUGGUGAUAGAUUUUGAGGCUACGUGUGACAAGGAAAGAAACCCUCACCCGCAAGAGAUAAUAGAGUUUCCAUCUGUGAUCGUGAACAGUGUGACUGGUCAGUUAGAAGCAUGUUUCCAAACAUAUGUCAGGCCUACUUGCAAUCAACUUCUGAGCAACUUCUGCAAGGAUUUAACAGGAAUUCAGCAGGUUCAGGUUGAUAGAGGUGUCACCUUGAGUGAGGCUCUUCUCCGACAUGACAAGUGGCUUGAGAAGAAAGGAAUAAAGAACGCCAAUUUCGUGGUGGUAACAUGGUCGAACUGGGAUUGUCGGGUGAUGCUGGAGUCAGAAUGUCGAUUCAAGAAAAUAAGAAAGCCACCCUACUUUAACAGAUGGAUCAACUUGAAAGUUCCAUUCCGUGAGGUGUUUGGUGGUGUGAACUGCAACCUUAGGGAAGCAGUUGAGAUGGCUGGCUUAGUCUGGCAGGGACGUGCUCAUUCCGGCUUGGAUGAUGCCAAAAACACCGCUCGUUUGCUUUCCCUCCUCAUGAGCCGUGGUUUCAAAUUCUCCAUCACAAACUCGCUGAUGUGGCACACUGCUGAAGUCACACUCGGGUUCAAUGAUUUACCCGAGAAUGUGCCUCCUCCUGUUUACUACAACCCUAAGCCGAAGGUAGUCCAGCCCCUUUUCCUCCAGUCCCAUCCUUUCUGCUACUGCGGGGUAGGGAGCAGCAGAGGAACAGUGAGGAAACCCGGGCCGAAGCAAGGGAGUGUUUUCUUUGGCUGUGGAAACUGGACUGCAACCAGAGGUGCUCGGUGCCAUUACUUCGAGUGGGCAUCUGCCUGAUUUUGCCCUAGAGUCUGUCGUCUUUGCUACUAUCUAACUUUAUUGGUAUGUGGAGAUGAGAGUUGAAAGGGUUCAGUGGGGAAGGGAAAGUUGAUAGGGUUUUGGCAGGAAAGAAACAAGAAUGUAAGAUGUCGGAAGGGGUAACUGAGGAAUGUGUAGGUAGGAUGACUGUCUUUAACUUCCUCUGAGACAAUGCUCUGUUUUCCCCCCCUCAUGUUAUCAUAAAUAAUCUGACCUGAUGAAGGGGAGGCUUCCUGUUUUGGCAUC